Messenger RNA from Habropoda laboriosa, 572 nucleotides. RefSeq lists its product as uncharacterized. Bases 138 to 572 code for a protein of 144 amino acids. NCBI's taxonomy places the organism in Eukaryota, Metazoa, Arthropoda, Insecta, Hymenoptera, Apidae. The record is from RefSeq and is a predicted model, not a curated record. The transcript has 5 exons.
UCCAAAGAGGUGGAUCGAGGCAAGUUCAAUCGACGAUGAACAGCUGGGGAUUUAGCAUCGUGGAAGCGUGCACAAUGCGGCCAUUUUACACCGUAUAAAUCUUCUCUGCCAGUGAGAACGCCAAGAUCGAAUGCAAAAUGUCGGUCGAAGUGAGAGCGGGGCGACCAACGAUUCCAACCAUUCCACAAUCCAAGAGACCAACGAUUGUAAUUUAUCCGACAGUAACUCCGGAGAGUAUCAUUAUUCCAAUAGUAUCGUGCAUCCUCGGGUUUCCAUUGUUGGCGCUAAUGGUGAUCUGCUGUCUAAGAAGAAGGGCAAAGCUCGCGAGAGAACGAGCAAGAAGAAGAAAUUGCGAUCUGGAUCACGGGGCUCUCAGUCUCGUUCGUUUUAGCCCUGUUCAUCGUUUAGCAUCUAAAGAGGAUUUAGCUGGAAUUGAUCGGCCAACGAGAACAGUAUCGUUACGAAGCGAUCGAGGAUCUAGAGCUUUUCCAUCGCUAGAAUUAGACACGGUGGUCGAAGAACGAUCGGAUCCGGAACAGAGUACUGCAUUGGAACUCAGUAGUCCAGAUUAG